GGAAACAGAAGCAGAUACUGUACAGUGAAGUGUUUUGCAAAUACCAGCUGACAGGAAAUGGCACUUGUGUUUUGGAUGGGUUGUUGCAACAGUUCCGCAACAAAGGGGAAUUUGUAAUGAAAAUGAGCACAGAACAAGAAAAGACUGGCUACGACAUACAGCACAGACAUUUGAUCUACUCUGCCUGCAUCUUAACUUCAGUAGCUCUGAUGUCGACCUAUGUGGCAGUGGUUGCUUUACACCACGUCCUUGCACUGAAAGGAGAAAUCUCAUCGAUGAGAGAGGAACUGGACACGUACAAACUCCACCUGGAAGCCCUGACAAAAUUAAAUAAGGCCCAAGCAGCCAAUUGGAGCAUUUCAGUGAACCAGCUUCAUGAGGUUUUUGAGGAGCAACUGUACCACGAGGCUAAAUCAAAAGCUGGAAUGAAGCUUAGAAUACACAGAUCACUCCCUGAAGAGACUCAGCAGGCCUGUGUACAACUGAUCGCUUCCAAUGUCCCAAGACGCACUGUAAGAGUGAGCAAUUGCCAGAAGUGCAUCCCAGGAAGGCCACAACAAUCCUGUCGAAUUGAACGGAGAGCUGACAUGAAUCAAAACCAAAUGGAAGCCACCACCGUCCCCUGGAUCCUCAGUUUGAAAAAAGGAAGGGCUCUCGACAAGAAAGACUUCUUCCUUGCAAAUCUUGGCGCCAUCAGUGACAAGCGUGGUGAAAGGUUUCACCAGGACUUUGCGGUCAUGGAGAAAUGGUAUCAGGGCAACUGGAAUCCAUCAAUGCUGGCUGAUUAUUAUUAGACAUUUCAACAAGGCUCAGACACUGACUGAAAAUGAAAAUCAUCAACAAAACAUUUUUAGAUUAGUUGAACUAUUGCAAAACAACAGCUCUGUUAUGCAAUUGAAUGCAUUAUAUUUAAUAAAAGUUAAUUUCCUGUUUCUUCAAAUUCCUAUGUGAUACAAGUAAUCUGAAAUUAUAUUUGUGUUUAGCCUCAAGAAGUCUAUCACAAGCAAAAAAAGAAUUCUGAGGAAACAGUAUUUAUGAAAAAAAUUGUUGUCCAGUGUAAUUGAGUGAAAGUUAUAUGCAAACAGAUUUUUAUUUCCGAAUUUGCUUCUUGUUUGAAAUUAAAAUAUUUAUGAGAUCUCUAUCAAUGCAUGGGUGUCCAUAAGUCAGGGGUUCAUAUCCUGGAAAGGGCCUGUAUACAGUAAAUGAGAAGGUUGGAGAAAUGGUGGCAUUUGGAAGCACGUGUUUGCCUUUGAAGUUUCAAUGGAAGCACAAGAUUUAUUAUUUGUUUUCUUUACCGACUGCAACAUUAAGACCAGAGCCGCCAUACCCGAACUGUACGAAACAACAUCUGGACUUGUGCCUCACCUUGCUUGAUUCCAAGGUUUAAGCCGGUACUACCCUUGUGACUAGCCAAUUUCGGAAUUGAGGUCCAGCUGUGGUGAAGAAAGGUGAAAGAGACUGCAGAUGCUGGAUUCAGAAAUAAAAACUAAAGAGCUGGACAAUAUCAGUGGAUCAAGCAACAUAUGUGGAGGCAAAGGAUGCUUAUUGAUGUUUCAGGUUGAAAUCCAGGAUCAGAACCAAAGGACCAAUAGUUCGGAAUGUACAUUUUGGAACGGUUUGAUUGUCCGUUUAGAAAUCUGAUGGCGGAGGGGAAGAAGCUGUUCCUGAAUUAUUAAGUGUGUGUCUUCAGGCUUCUGUCCCUCCUUCCCGAUGGUAACAAUGAGAGGAGGGCAUGUCGUGGGUGAUGGCAGUCCUUAAUGAUGGAUGCUGCCUUUUUUUUUGUAGCAUUGCUCCUUGCAGAUGUCUUGGAAGCUGGGGAGGCAGCAUCUGUGAUUGUAUAUUUAAGGGUAAUGGUAGAAAGAUUAGAAGGAAGUUAAGAAUAGUUUAAUUUUCAUUGGGAAUAUAGUGGGGUUCUAACACUUGCAGUCUGAAAGUAGUGGCAGAAACCUCCUCUUGUUUAACUACCUGAUUGAGGACUUAAAGUUUGGUGACCUACAGAACUUAAAGCUAAAAAUUGAGAUGUGGAGAUAAUCCCAAUAAUUGUCAUUUGGCAUGGACAUUAAAUCAGGUUUAUUAUCGCUGACAAAUGUUGUGAAAUUCAUUGUUCUGCAGUAGCAGUACAGUGAAAAAUAUAAACAUUACUUCAAAUUUCAAUAAGAAUAUAUAUAUAUUUUAAAAUAAAUAAAUACAAAAAGAGGGCAAAAUAGUGAGGUAGUGUUCAAGAUUUCAUGGACUGUUCAGAAAUCUGAUGGCUGAGGGGAUGAAGCUGUUCCUAAAAUGUUGAGUGUAUGUCUUCUGGUUCCUAAUCCUGCUCUCUAAUGGUAGUAAUGACAAAAGGAGAAUGUCCUGGAAGGUGAGAGUCCUUAAUGAUAGAAGCCGCCUUCUUGAGACAUCACCUUUUGAAGAUGCCCUUGAUGGUAAGGAGGCGGGUGCUCAUGAUGAAGCUGGCUGAGUUUACAACCUUCUGCAGCCUUAUUUGCUGCUGUGCAUUGGUGCCUGCAUACCAGACAAUGACGCAACCUGUCAGAAUGCUCUCCGCAGUACAUCUAGAGAAAUUUGUCAGAGUCUUUGACGGAAGAAAAAACUGGCUGAAAUCUUCUUGGUGGCGUACCAAAUCUCCUUAACUCCUAAUGAAAUGUAGCCGCUCCCGUGCCUCAGUAUGUUGGGCCCAGGAUAGAUCCUCAGAGAUGUUGACACCAGGAACCUGAAGCUGCUCAUCCUUUCCACUGUGGACCCCUUGAUGAGGACUACUGCACGUUCUCCCGAUUUACUCAUCCUCCCAUGCAUUCAUUGCUCCAUAAAUCUUUUGAUUACCAUUUGUUGAAUUACAAGCCUUAAAAUUCUCAUAAAAUUCUCAAAUAAUAAUUCGACUUGUUUUUAAUGGUGCACUGAUUACCAUGGUUUGCAGUAUUUCAUCAUGUCACACUGAGGGCUUGUCUAAAUAUGGGGAGGUUUGCUGAGGAAUGGGUCUUUUGAUCAUGAACAUUUCAAUUAAAAAAUCAUUUGUACAGUACAAAAGGAGUGAGCUUGUUGCCACUGUCACAAGAGGGAUUUGGGGAAUGACAGCAAUUUAAUGUCCUAUUUUCUUGAUGUAAUUGUGCUGUUGCAAACUUACUUGCUAAUGUAGCGUGCAUUUUUUGAAUACUUACUCCAAAAUUGUACAGGCAAGUCUAUCGGUGUAAACAUUACUUAAACCUAUAAUGACUUGUGAACUAUGGAAUGACCUUGUUUUGUAAAACAACACACACAAAAUGCUGGAGGAACUCAGCAGGUUAGGCAGUAUCUAUGGAAAAGAGUAAACAAUUGAAAUUUCAGACCGAAGAGAGGGGGAAGAUGCCAGAAUAUAAAGGUAGGUGGACGAGAAGGAGAUAGAUGAAGCCAGGUAGGUGGGAAGGGUAAAGAGAUAGAGAAGAGAUCUGAUAGGAGGGGAGAGUAGAGCAUAGGAGAAGGGAAGGUGGAGGGGGACCCAGGUGGAAGAGAUAGGCAGCUGAGAAGAAAUUUAACGUCAGAGUGGGGAAUAGAGAAAGAGGAGGGAGGAAAUUUGUUUACCAAAAGGUGAAAUUGGUAUUCAUACCAUUAGGUUGGAGGGUACCUAGAGUUCCCCCCCACCAUCUUUUUAUUUUGGCAUCUUCCCCCUUCCUUCUCAGUCCUGAAGAAGGGUGUCAGCCCAAAAUGUUGACCAUCUACACAUUUCCAUAGAUGCUGCCUGACCUGCAUUUUGUCUGUGUUGCUCUGGAUUUCCAACAACUGCAGAUUUUCUCACAUUUGUGUUGUA
Molecule: messenger RNA, 3775 nt
Organism: Hypanus sabinus (Atlantic stingray)
Lineage: Eukaryota; Metazoa; Chordata; Chondrichthyes; Myliobatiformes; Dasyatidae
Exons: 2
Coding region: 117-794 (225 amino acids)
Source: RefSeq, a predicted model, not a curated record